AUGCAAAAACUAAUGUUCAUGAUCUUCCUCCUAUUUUGUGUUUGUGCCUGUGGUAAGUUAUUAUUUAAAUGCUAUCAAACAGAUUAAUAAAAUUUUACUAAAAUCAUAGAGUAAAAUUAAAAUAAUAAUAACAUAUUCUGUAUGAUUUAUAUAUUUAUUUUAUAUUUAUUUCUAUAUUUUCUGUAUAAUGAUACAUUAAAUAAUAAAUUCAUAGUGAUAGAAUUAGUUAUAUAUAUAACUACUAUUGACAAAUAACAAUACUUUUCUAAAUUUCUUCUUUUGAAAAAGCUAGCAGUUUUGUAAAACUAAUUAUUAUUUUAUCUAUCGCUAUGACAAAUAUUUAUGCAGCGUGGUCUUUAAACAAUCUUAAGUAUCAUAAAACUAUAUAUAUAUAGUUCAAACAUAAUAUUUCUGCAUGCAUUUCCCGAUUUUUCUGUAUAAUUAUUUAUGCUAAGAGAUUAAAGCGAUAGAUAGGUAAGAUUAUUAAAAACAAAAUAAUCGUGAUUUUUAAUAAAUUUUCUUUCUUCGAAUCAAGCAUAUCUUUUUUCUCAAAAAUUUCUGUAAUGUUAUUUAAUAACACAUAUGUAUAUAAUAUAUAUAAUAUGUAUUAUAUAUACAUAUAUAUAUAUAUACAUACAUAUAUACAUAUACAUACAUAUAUACAUAUAUAUAGUAUAUAUAUAUAAUAAAUAUAUAUUAUUAUACAUUAUAUAUAUAUAUAUAUUUAUUUAUUAAGCAAAAUGAUACGAUAAUCAUCAAAAUUUGUUAUGUGAUAUGAAAAAGAUGAUUGAAGAUGAAAAAUUAUCAUGUGAUAUGAAAACCAUUAUAACGACAGACGUCAGCCAUUUUUAAAGAACGAAGCAUUUUAUAUAAAUCUUAAUCAAUUUGUUUCUGACUUGUAAAGUGAAAAAAUAAUAUAGGUACUAGUUGAAGAGAAAAUAAAAAAUUGAAUUGAUGUUACAAAUCAUCAUGCAUGUAAAAUGUGAACGAUCCUCGAAGGCAAAUUCUUUUCUGUUUUUUAAACAAAAGAUGAAAAUUGCCCUGAGAUCAUCAAACGGAGCGAGUGGACCGAUAUAGAACCAAGAAGCGUGAAUUAUUUGAUUAUCCCCAUUCCGUAUGUCAUAAUUCAUCAUACAGUUACAUCAGAAUGUAACAGUAGAAGUACAUGCAUCGCUGUAGUCGAAAGCAUUCGACAACAUCACAUGGGUGAUAACAAAUUCGUAAUCGGUGGAGAUGGGAAUAUAUACGAGGGUUGCGGCUGGAAUCGCGAGGGUGCUCACACGUACGGAUACAAUAAAAAGUCAAUCUCCAUUGCUUUCGUUGGAAAUUUUGAAGAAAAGGCGGCAAGUGAUGAAAUGCUGAAUGCCGCGUACAAAUUAAUUCUCUGUGGCAAGUCACAAGGAACACUUCGGGAAAACGUUCGUGUAAUUGGUGCCAGACAAGUUAGAAAUGUUUUAAGUCCUGGACUCCAACUUCAGAAUCAGAUCAAAAAUUGGCCUGAAUGGGUUACUACUCCGUGA
This is a messenger RNA of Heterotrigona itama, 1520 nucleotides long. Lineage: Eukaryota; Metazoa; Arthropoda; Insecta; Hymenoptera; Apidae. The record is from the annotation of a GenBank genome assembly.